Molecule: messenger RNA, 1260 nt
Organism: Mus caroli (Ryukyu mouse)
Lineage: Eukaryota; Metazoa; Chordata; Mammalia; Rodentia; Muridae
Source: RefSeq, a predicted model, not a curated record
CCCGGCUCUCGGCUCUCCCACCCGGAAACUGUCCUGGCCGCCUACUCUGUUGUCCUCUCCUCCUGGGAGACUGGCGACAAUUGCGGCCAGCGGGUUGUUUAGUUGUCCUGUGAGCCACAGCUUCGGGUCAUGGAGGGGGACGGCCCCGCCGCCACGGCCCCGCAGUACCAGCCGGCCUGUCCUACGCGGGACGCAUGUGUCUACAACAGCUGCUAUUGUGAGGAAAACAUUUGGAAGCUCUGUGAAUACAUCAAAACACACAACCAGUAUCUGUUGGAGGAGUGCCAUGCAGUCUUCAUAUCAAAUGAGAAGAAGAUGGUACCUAUUUGGAAACAGCAGGCAAGACCUGAGAAUGGACCUGUGAUCUGGGACUACCAUGUGGUUCUGCUUCAUGUGUCAAGGGAAGGACAGAGCUUCAUUUAUGAUCUUGACACUAUUUUGCCAUUUCCCUGCCCUUUCGACAUUUACAUAGAAGAUGCCCUUAAGUCUGAUGAUGACAUUCAUCUGCAGUUUAGGAGACUCCAAAAUGAACCUGAACGACUUCAUCAGCAUGGACCCUGCAGUAGGAUGGGGAGCUGUCUACACGCUGCCUGAGUUUGUGCAUCGGUUCAGCAGCAAAACCUACUGAGCCUGACGCCAGGCGUGCAGCUAGAGAAGCUCUAGUCUAGGGUCUGAGUAAGCCAUCCUUCCUUUUAAGAGAGAGCAUGGUACAGGUGGCCUAGAGGGAUAUAGUUCUCACUAAAAGUGAGUGGAAACAUUAGUGAACACAGAUGAAAAUGAAUGACUAAGUCCCCCACCCCCUUAUUUUAGGCUGGGCAUCUACCCCAGAGUUCUAUCUCCAACCCUAAAUAGUCAGACCCCAGCCUCAGACAUAGAUAUGCCACAUUCUGUAUAUGGUUGCUAAAAUGUUUCCAUGGCUUGCUUACUUCAGUGUGUGAUGACGUAGGCCAGCAAUUGCUUUUGUAAAACUAGAGGUGUGGACUUGGAGUCAGCUCCUUUUGUCUGCUUCCUCUGCUUCCUGACUGGCUAGACUCUAAACUCCUUGAGCACAGGUUUGUGGCCUGUGGCUCUAAGACUCUGUUGCCCAUUAGAGGUCCUGGUAAAAUGUUUCUAGAGACAGCACUGCUGCUUGGUAAGGGACAGUAUUGUGAGCUGAAUCAGCUAUAAGUAUUAGUCUUUUUGGACUACGAUGUUUAAAAAAGUUGCAGAUAUCUUGUCUGAGUGCUAUUUGACCCACUUAUAUAUGUAGUUUUAAAUAAA